This is a messenger RNA of Malassezia restricta, 492 nucleotides long. Its product is annotated as zinc finger protein. Gene Ontology annotation, molecular function: zinc ion binding. The transcript has 5 exons. Gene Ontology annotation, biological process: protein import into mitochondrial intermembrane space. Gene Ontology annotation, cellular component: mitochondrial intermembrane space. Lineage: Eukaryota; Fungi; Basidiomycota; Malasseziomycetes; Malasseziales; Malasseziaceae. The record is from RefSeq and is a predicted model, not a curated record. Bases 1 to 492 code for a protein of 163 amino acids.
AUGUGUAAACAUAUUCUAAAUGCCCAAGUCGCGAUUCGUGCGCCCUGCUGUCGCAAGUUCUUUGAUUGUCCACAAUGUCAUGCAGAGACACAGUCGCACCCGCUGGUCAAGACGAUGGAGUUGGCGUUCCUGUGUAAAAACUGCCGCAGGGCAUUCCGCAAGGACAUGGCGCAAUACGAACAAGAAGAUGAAUACUGUCCGCACUGCGAUAAUCACUAUGUGAUUGAGGCCAAGACGCCACAGCUUAUGUUGUCAGUUGAAGGCGAGGAUGGGCGUGUUGAUGCUAGCAUAAUGCGCGAUGACCGGGUGAGGGAGCGAGAGGCGUUUGGAUCAGAUGGAACGAAAAUUGACCAGGGUGGAUACCAAGCGGCUGCCCUUGCGUUCCAGCGGAAACUUGCUGAGGGGGGCGCAGGUAGUGCAGGGCCUUCUUACGCAGGCGCCCACAUGCCUAAUCUUGCCGACUUUGAUGACGACGAGCUCGACUGGGACUAG